Brassica oleracea var. oleracea is the source of this 2427-nucleotide messenger RNA. RefSeq names its product ATP-dependent zinc metalloprotease FTSH 4, mitochondrial. Gene Ontology annotation, cellular component: chloroplast thylakoid; membrane. Bases 1 to 2145 code for a protein of 714 amino acids. NCBI's taxonomy places the organism in Eukaryota, Viridiplantae, Streptophyta, Magnoliopsida, Brassicales, Brassicaceae. The transcript has 7 exons. The record is from RefSeq and is a predicted model, not a curated record. Gene Ontology annotation, molecular function: ATP binding; ATP hydrolysis activity; ATP-dependent peptidase activity. Gene Ontology annotation, biological process: proteolysis.
AUGGCUUGGAGGCGCAUCAUCACCAAGGUUUCGAGCCAUGAACGGGAAUGGAAAAGCUUACUUGUUAGAGCUUAUACUUCUCUUCCUAGAAGAGUUAUUGGAGCUGCAGCAGGUGGUGGUGGUGGAGCUUCUUCAAGGUUUCAAUCGAGCUAUGUUGGUAGCUUUGCUCGGAGAGUGCGUGAAAGAGAUGAGUUUAACGAGGUUGCACAACUGAGAGAACUGUUCCGCAGAAACGAUCCUGAAGCGGUUAUCAGAAUAUUCGAGAGCAGCCCUUCUAUGCAUUCCAAUCCCUCUGCACUCACCGAGUAUAUCAAGGCCUUGGUUAAAGUUGAUAGGCUUGAUAACAGUGAGCUCGUCCGAACAUUGCAAAGAGGUAUUGCUGGUGCUUCUCAGGAGCAAGAGAGUUUUGGAGAUCUUGCAGCAUUUAGAAACUUAGGAAAGGGAACAAAAGAUGGUGUUCUCGGAACUGCUGCUGCACCCAUCCAUACCAUAUCCACUGAAAGGAGUAGCUUCAAAGAACAGCUAUGGAGUACUUUCCGGACUAUCGCAGUUGGCUUUUUGCUUAUUUCUGGUGCUGGAGCACUUAUUGAGGAUCGAGGAAUUGGCAAAGGACUCGGUUUGCAUGAAGAAGUGCAACCUAGUAUGGACUCAAACACCAAAUUCGCCGAUGUAAAAGGUGUUGAUGAAGCAAAAGCUGAGCUUGAGGAGAUUGUGCAUUAUCUCCGUGACCCCAAGAGAUUCACUCGUUUGGGAGGAAAGCUUCCUAAGGGAGUCCUGCUCGUUGGUCCUCCUGGCACAGGGAAGACAAUGCUAGCAAGGGCCAUCGCCGGAGAAGCUGGAGUGCCUUUCUUCUCCUGCAGUGGCAGCGAGUUCGAAGAGAUGUUUGUUGGAGUCGGAGCCAGAAGAGUGAGAGAUCUUUUCGCCGCUGGAAAGAAGUGCUCCCCUUGUAUUAUUUUCAUCGACGAGAUUGAUGCUAUUGGAGGAAGCCGUAACCCCAAGGACCAGCAGUACAUGAAGAUGACGUUGAACCAGCUCCUCGUCGAGCUGGAUGGGUUUAAACAGAACGAAGGGAUUAUUGUCGUCGCGGCUACAAACUUCCCUGAGUCGUUGGAUAAGGCCCUGGUUAGACCUGGGAGGUUCGAUCGCCAUAUUGUUGUGCCUAGCCCUGAUGUCGAAGGUCGUCGCCAGAUUCUCGAGUCUCACAUGUCAAAGGUACUUAAGGCUGAAGAUGUUGAUUUAAUGAUCAUAGCUAGAGGAACACCUGGAUUCUCCGGAGCUGACUUGGCGAAUCUGGUCAACGUCGCUGCUCUAAAAGCUGCAAUGGACGGUGCAAAAGACGUGACGAUGUCUGACCUCGAGUUUGCCAAAGACAGAAUCAUGAUGGGAAGCGAGAGAAAAUCUGCAGUUAUAUCCGAGGAGUCGAGAAAACUGACCGCCUUCCACGAAGGCGGCCACGCCCUCGUGGCCAUCCACACGGAAGGCGCUCUUCCAGUCCACAAAGCGACCAUUGUGCCACGCGGUAUGGCUCUCGGCAUGGUCUCUCAGCUGCCUGAUAAAGACGAGACCAGCAUUUCUAGGAAACAGAUGCUUGCUCGGCUCGAUGUUUGCAUGGGAGGAAGGGUGGCAGAAGAGUUGAUUUUCGGGGAGAGCGAGGUGACUUCAGGGGCCUCGUCCGAUCUCGAGCAGGCGACUAAGCUCGCUCGAGCGAUGGUUACCAAGUUCGGUAUGAGCAAAGAGGUUGGUCUCGUGGCGCAUAACUACGAUGACAAUGGGAAGAGCAUGAGCACCGAGACGAGGCUUCUCAUCGAGAGGGAGGUGAAGCUUCUUUUGGAAAAGGCUUAUAACAAUGCGAGAAACAUCCUCACGGUUUAUAAUAAAGAGCUGCAUGCACUUGCGAACGCUUUGCUUCAGAACGAGACUAUGUCUGGGAAGCAGAUUAAAGAGUUGCUUGCUGAUCUCAACUCUCCUCAGAUUAAAAAGCGUCAAGAGGUUGCUGCACAGCAGAGCCAUCCUGUUCCUCCUCCGUCAACUCCUAGCCCUGCUGCGUCUGCAGCCGCGGCGGCUGCUGCUGCUGCUUCUGCCGCCGCCUCGGCUGCUGCAACCGCUGCAACCAAAGGUAAAGACAUGGCACCUGUAGGGUCUUGAGAAAAAAAAAUAAAGGAGGGUAAUUUUUAUUUGGGAAUAAACUCUUUUAUUUUGAGAGUAUUUUAGAAUCAGUGGUGAGAGAUUAAGAAUGAAGGGCAAUGAGAUUAACAUCUCAGUUUUUUAUUUUAUUUUACAAAUGUCUUUUUUUUUUAUCUCACACGGAAUCUCGCUACAAAAUGGUAUUUUGUGUGUUUCUCUCUCGUUCGUUUGUCUUAAUGUACUUGGAAUCUUGUGGGAUCCUUCUCAGAAGUUUGGCUCGUACAGUUUCAGGUUACAACAUGA